AUGCUACCAUCACCGCUUCGAUGGGCGUGCAGCCUGGUGCUGCUCUCCGCGGCACUGCUCACCACCACCGCCGAGGCGGCGCUCUUCGCCAAAAACUCCAAAGUGACCAUCCUCGAUGCGUCCAACUUUAAGCGCGAGGUGCUCGACAUUGAGAAACCCACCAUGGUGGCUUUCACCGCGCCCUGGUGCGGCCACUGCAAGAACCUCGUCCCAGACUACACGCGCGUCGCCGCUCAGCUCGACGGCGUCGUCAAGCUCGCCUCGAUCGACUGUGACGACGAGAAGAACAAGCCCACUUGCGGCAAGUACGGCAUCCAGGGCUUCCCCACCCUCAAGCUCUUCCCAUCGACAAAGAAGAGGUUACCUAAAGACUACCAGGGCCCGAGAUCGGCCAAGGACAUUGCUGCGUACAUGGUCGAUGCGCUCCCGAUGGGCGCGAAGAAGCUGAAGCCGGAAGAGCUGCAGGAGUACGCGGAGGGCGAGGCUGCGACGCCCAAGGUGAUUCUGUUUUCCAAAAAGGCGACCAGCUCGCCGCUGUACAAGAGUCUCGCGCUGGACUUCCGCAAGAGCUUGUCGUUCGCGUUCCUGCGUGGCGACCAAAGACCGGUCCAGGCUGCAGCGCGGAUUCAUCUCGGCGUGGAUGUGAGCGAGGACAAGCUGCCCUUGCUCAUCGUCGUACCCGCGCGAAGCGACGAUGGAGAGUUCGACAAGGCAUCGAUCAAGAAAUACACCGGCGCGCUCAAGUAUCAUGAGCUCAACGCUUGGAUCAAGGAGACUGUCCCGGAGGCCAAAUCGGGCAAGGUCAGGAAGCCAUCCAAAAAGCCGCAACUCAAGAAGCCGACAGUCAAGAUCGACGAGGAGAUCCAGGAGGUUCCUGAGGGGGCAAACCGGGAGUGGCGCGCCGAGGAGGACAUGACGGAGGAAGAGAAGAAGAAGAAGAUGGAAGAGCUCGCCGAGAUGCUCAACACGGCCAUCAAGCAGGGCAAAGAUCUUCGCGAGGCUAAAGCUGCUGCUGCUGAGCCGGAGUCCGUCCAGAAGAAGAACGAGGAGGCUGCAGCCAGCACUGAGACGGAUACACCCUCCACCGGACCCAACAGCGAUGAGAGCUCCUCCUACUCUUCCUCCUCCUCGACCGACGCAGACGACACGACUUCGAUCGACCACAGCGCCUCCUACGCUUCUUCCGGCGACAACCCAGACUCGCUCAAGGAGAACCUGCAACGCUGGCUCGAAGGCGAGCAAGUCGACUGGUCGUCCGAGUACAGCACCCAGUUUUCCGACGCUCACAAAGCAGCGGAGAAGCUCAUGGCCGAAGACCCGGACAAGGCCGAACAGAUGGCGCUCGAGAGCGAACGCUGGCUCGCCCAGUACCUCGUUUCCGAUCUCGACAUGAUGAAGAUCGCCAGGGAAAAGGGCAAUCAGGAUCCCUCCUUGAACGACGACAAGAUCGAAAGGGUCGAAAAGAUGUACAAUGAGAUCCUCAAGAGGAUCGAGGUGCGCGAGCAGAAGUUGAAGGACAAGCCCAGCGCGGGGGCGAGCCAGGAGGAUGUGCCUGAAGAGCAAGCCAAGGCGCCCCAUGACGAGCUUUGA
Molecule: messenger RNA, 1590 nt
Organism: Kalmanozyma brasiliensis GHG001
Lineage: Eukaryota; Fungi; Basidiomycota; Ustilaginomycetes; Ustilaginales
Product: Thioredoxin domain protein
Exons: 1
Coding region: 1-1590 (529 amino acids)
Biological process (GO): response to endoplasmic reticulum stress
Cellular component (GO): endoplasmic reticulum lumen
Molecular function (GO): protein-disulfide reductase activity; protein disulfide isomerase activity
Source: RefSeq, a predicted model, not a curated record